AUGGGUACUGCUGGUUCGGGUGUUCAGCCAGCAAGAACAGUCACUUCGAAGCCUCAGACAACAGCAAGUUCAGCCCUCUUUGAGGCCUCUCUGCGCAACUUUUGCCGACCCAACGAUGAUCGAAGAAAGGCCUGGAACCCCAGCUGCCGCAUAGCCUAUAAGAGCAAAGUUAUUGAACCGCAUGGAAGCAGAGAGACUUUUCAGCUCAUUCAACCCUUUGAGACCGCUAAAUGCGCCUCAAAAGCCAAGCCUUUCACGCCUGUCCAAAUCAAGUCCUUUCCGCCUAUUUGCGCACAAAGUGUCAAAGUUAGUGCGCGCUAUCAGUCAGGCAACGACAACACCAACCAGGCGAUGGACAACUUGAAGUGUCUUGUAGAUAAUUUUGUACGUAAACUCUUCAGUGGGGCUGGGAAUUUUGAUGAAAGUGCGCUUGAAGAACUGAGAAUGACGUUUAGCAGGAUACAGCAAAAUUCCACGACUGCCCAGGAUGAGGGUCAAAACGGAAGCAAUGUUGUACAGAACGGUUCCUGUGGAUCUCAACAAACUCUCUAUCAGACGGUUUUAUGGUGUAUUAUCUUUCAGGCCUGUAUCGAUGUGCUAUCAAAACCGAGCGAGACCUGUUCUGUAGACCACCUUCUAAAUCGGUCUUGGAAAUACCUCGAGAAUAUGAGAAGUAUUUUGCAGCCUUACAUUUCCAUUGAAGAGGAAAAACAUACUGUGUUGCAUUCAAAAGUCAACGUGAAUCAGUCCAAUAGGGCGGACUUUUUUGAAGGAAGCGAUGGCUUUUCAAGCCACCUUACGGAACAGUCUCAAUCCUGGGAUUCUUAUACUUCAACACGGUCCCCUCGGACAACCAGCUAUCGAAACAAGGGAAUUCAAACGCUCACACCUCAGAUGAUUCCGCCUUCGACAGGCAGCUUACGGCAUAGCUGUCAGGAGCCAGAACCAGAAGGACUUCGACGGAAGUAUGAGUCGUCGAAACGAGAACUAGCCGUCGAAGCCGAUCGUGAGGCGCGCGUUACGAAUGACUAUGGGAUUGCCGAAGCGAUUAUGCAGAAAACAAGAUUCAAGACGCAAAAUUAA
Molecule: messenger RNA, 1083 nt
Organism: Dibothriocephalus latus
Lineage: Eukaryota; Metazoa; Platyhelminthes; Cestoda; Diphyllobothriidea; Diphyllobothriidae
Source: the annotation of a GenBank genome assembly